AUGACCCAGUCUGAGCUUCAGGUUAUCAUUGUGGGGGGAUCAAUCGGAGGCUUAACACUCGCGCAUUGCUUGCGAAGGGCCGGAAUUAACCAUAUUGUCCUCGAAAAGUCGAGCAGUCCGGCACCCCAGAUCGGGGCAUCCAUUGGCAUCUUACCAAAUGGAGCCCGAGUUUUAGAUCAGCUGCAGUUGUACGAUGAGGUUGAGGAUCACAUCGAACCGCUAAGCACGGCAAUUAUCGGCUAUCCUGACGGAUUCAGCUUCAGUAGCUCCUAUCCCAGAAUUAUUCAUAAAAGGUUCGGCUUCCCAAUCGCGUUUCUAGAUCGGCAAAAGCUACUUGAAAUACUCUACCGCGGGUAUCCGGAUCACAGCAAAAUUCGCCUGGGAGAAAAGGUGACAGCCAUUGAGACUUCCAGCAAGGGUGCUACGGUGACUACGGCCAAUGGCACUAUAUAUAGAGGCCAUCUCGUGGUUGGCUCGGAUGGUGUCCACAGCAAAGUCCGCCAAGAAAUCUGGAGAGAUAUCGAGAAAUUCAGCCUCAGCCCCAAGAUUACCAAGGAGAAGUCCAAGAACUCCUUGUGGGGACUGAACAAUAUGAUAUAUACAGGCCUCACAGUCGAAUUUCGUUGUAUCUUUGGCAUCUCAUCAGCCAUCAAGGGGUUGAAGGUUGAACUAAAUGCACUAUUCGAUGGUUUGACCAUUGUCACAAUUCAGGGGAAAAAUAGUCGUCUAUAUUGGUUCGUCAUACAGAAGUUGGACAAGAAAUACACAUAUCCCGCCUGCCCUCGCUAUUCGAACCACGAUACCUCCGUCGCAGCGGAGGAGUUGAGGAACAUACAGUUUUAUCACAAUCUUACCUUUGGACAACUAUGGGACAGUCGGGAAACUGCUUCUAUGACAGCUUUGGAGGAAAAUACCUUCGAAACCUGGUACCAUGGCUGA
Molecule: messenger RNA, 939 nt
Organism: Penicillium cataractarum
Lineage: Eukaryota; Fungi; Ascomycota; Eurotiomycetes; Eurotiales; Aspergillaceae
Product: FAD-dependent oxidoreductase
Exons: 4
Coding region: 1-939 (312 amino acids)
Molecular function (GO): FAD binding
Source: RefSeq, a predicted model, not a curated record